Molecule: messenger RNA, 2383 nt
Organism: Capsaspora owczarzaki ATCC 30864
Lineage: Eukaryota; Filasterea; Ministeriida; Capsasporidae
Exons: 2
Coding region: 1-2202 (733 amino acids)
Molecular function (GO): nucleic acid binding; ATP binding
Source: RefSeq, a predicted model, not a curated record
AUGGACGAGCCGAGCCAAGCGGUGACCAGACGAGGUCGAGACGGAGCGCCCGACCGCGGCACCACGAGCGGACCACGCGAGCACUAUUGCGAGGCAGAACCGCACCAAGCGCAGGACGCAGAGGAGGACGAGAACGAGGACGAGCAGGACGAGCAGGACGUGGUCGAGAGGAGCGUCGACCAGCGAGCAGCUCGGCCUGGAGAGCCCGUCUGUGCCGUCUGCGGACGCUACGGCGAGUACAUUUGCGACCAGACAGACCAAGACGUGUGCAGCAUGGAGUGCAAGGCCACUGCCGUUGCGGGUGCGCGGUGGAACAAGGAGCCAGAGUCGACAAGGCCGUGCCAUCCCAGUGCCAGUGCGAGUCAGGCGACUGCCGCCAACACUGAAGCCCAGGCGCAUAGUCACCAGGCGCAUGCUAGCAUUGAACAGCUCCGGGCGCGCCUCGGGGUGACCAUCACAGCGAUCGGCGCUGGGGAAUCAACCACACUGCCGCCGCUGCCUGACGUCCCGCCAGUCGAUGCGUUUGCAGACCUGGACUCGGUGCUGCCAGACAAACUGCUGGAUAACUUGUAUCGCUCGGGGUGCAAUCUGCCCUCGUUGGUGCAAAAGCAAUUGCUUCCGCUGGCACUCACAGCGAUCUCGCCCUGUGAGCGCGCUUUGACCAUUCAGCACAACACCUUGAACGGGGCGCCGCACUCCAUGGUGGUCACAGCAAGCACGGGGUCUGGAAAGACACUGAGCCUGGCGUUGGUUGCAAUCGCCCACGCUGUGGCAUUGGCGUCGCACUCGCCGUCAGCCUCCCAGCCUGGAUCACAUCCAUCGGUUCUUGUGCUCAGCCCCACACGCGAACUGUGCGUGCAAAUACAAGACAACAUCAAACGGCUUGCUGAAGGCAUUCCCAAUCUGCGGACUGCCUUGCUGGCCGGUGGCUUUCCUCUCCCGCCUCAACUCCACCGUCUGUCGCAAGCUGUUGCGAUAGUUGUUGCAACGCCAGGUCGACUGAUGGAAAUUCUGGCGCAUCCCCGAGGCGGUGGUGUGAGUCUAGCGUUCGAUCAGCUGCGUGUGCUCAUCUUGGACGAAGUCGAUGCACUUGCACUGGGCGAUUUUCGGACGCAGGUGCUUCGCGUCGUGCAAGACCUGGUCUUUCACGCUGGCAGCUCUUUUCAGGCGCAGCAGCAGCAUGCACAAAUCUACGGCUCUCGUCAAAGGCCAGUCCCAACACUUUGGCAUCUGGCUGUUGGAACACCAGCAAUUGCAGCGGAUGAAAUCAAGCAAGUGUUGAUGUGGGUUGAAGAGAAAUCCAAGCCAAACACGCUCUGCCGGCUCCUGAAUGCCGAGCAGCACUAUCGACCUCCCGUGCUCGUGCUGGUCAACUCGCUGGCCACCGCAAAGGCCUUGCCUCCGGUCAUCAUCAAGCGCUGCGCCACAGAGUGCGACUAUGUCUCGUCAGAGCGCACGCAGGACGAGCGAAACGCCGUCAUGGCACGAUUUGUCGCAGGCGAGUUUCCCAUUCUCGUGGCUACAGGCGGUAUUGCCGGCCGUGGGUUGACACUUGGCAGUGUCGGCAGUGUGAUCAAUCUUGACUUCCCUCGUUCCAUUGAUGCGUACAUUCACCACAUUGGUCGGGCGACGCGGCGCGUGCAGACCACGCUCCCCCGGCCCAAUUCCGGUCUUUGGCGUUCUCAAAGCGCGGGACUCGCAUAUACAUUUCUCAACCUGACGAAUGAGGCUCAGUUUGUUCCUCUAAUGGCACUACUAGAGCCUGCGGGCGUCGUCUUUCCUCCCGAAGUCAAACAAUCGAUGGCAGUGUUUCGCCACCGCGAGAGGCUGCGAUUUCACCCGCCGCCAUCGCCUCAAGUGAAUGAAGCUACGCCUGUACUCGUUCCACCCACGAUCUCGACAGCGCCAACCAGCUCUUCCCUCUCGACGACUGAAGACGCGGGCCCCGAGUUGAAUACAGUUCCUCCUCCAGCUUACCAAUCUGAAGCUGUGCCAGUGAUGCCAGCGAUACCACUUCCUCCACCAUGGUUGCUAUCUCCGUUCGCCCCGCCUUUCAUCAUGCCACCAGGCCUGCCGCCAAGACCGCCGUUCAUUCCACCACCAACCACACAUCACCUUCCACCGCCGCCUUGGCUACGACCCAAACGAUCGUUUAGCAAUGACCCUUCAGAUUCCCGAGCAGCCAAGCGACCGCGUCAGUAGCAACCAAUAUUUAACAAAGCAGCAAUUCAUUUCAUUUGUGAAAUACAACAAACCGACGCGUUGUGCUUCCCAGCAUCAAUCAAAACCAAAAUCAAUCAAAACCAAAACCAAAGAACACAAUAAAACUGGAAGGAAAAAGGCAAGACCAAAAAAUCAACAGGUAUUAGUACAGAACAACAAA